Molecule: messenger RNA, 1918 nt
Organism: Malus domestica (apple)
Lineage: Eukaryota; Viridiplantae; Streptophyta; Magnoliopsida; Rosales; Rosaceae
Product: protein TIC 40, chloroplastic
Biological process (GO): protein import into chloroplast stroma; chloroplast organization
Cellular component (GO): chloroplast inner membrane; chloroplast thylakoid membrane
Source: RefSeq, a predicted model, not a curated record
CUUGGGCUCGGGUUCUUCUUCUUCUCCAGUUACACAAGAAAACCGUACCAAAGCUUUGGGUUUUAUGCUUUAUACUGGUUGCAGUGCCCUUUUCCUUGAUUGUUUCGUAGCAAAUCAUGACGUCUCUGUCUCUUCCUCACUCGCUUCCUCGCUCGCCGCCGCUCCUCCAUCCAAACCAACCAAGAAUUCUCGCUCCCUCAUUCAAUCGAUUCCCUCUCUUUCGAUGCUCCGCCAAUCUCAGAAACUCCAAAAAGCACCAAAAUUCCAGAGCCACUGAUCGCUUCCCUACCCCUCGCCUCCCAGCAAAGUUAGAAGUGGAACGAUUUGCGAGCAUUUCUUCUUCGAGUACCCAAGAAACAUCUUCAGUUGGUGUCAACCCACAAAUCUCAGUACCUCCCCCACCCUCCUAUGUAGGGUCGCCUCUGUUUUGGAUUGGAGUUGGUGUUGGGCUUUCAGCACUAUUUUCAUGGGUAGCUACAAGAUUAAAGAAUUAUGCUAUGCAACAAGCUUUUAAGACUUUGAUGGGUCAAAUGAAUCCACAAGAUAGCCAGUUCAACAAUGCUGGAUUUUCUCCGGGGUCACCUUUUCCGUUUCCAUCGGCUCCAGGAUCAGGGCCUUUUGGCUCACCUUUUCCACCUACUUCCCAACAUUCGACAGUAGAUGUAUCUGCAACCAGAGUAGAUGCAGCACCAUCCGCACCAGCAGCACCAUCCUCCGCACCAGCAGCACAAGCCACACCUACCACGCCGACCACACCAGCCACCCCCGCCACUGAUGUCAAAAGUGACUCAGAACUAAAUAAAAAGUCAAACAGAUUUGCUUUUGUAGAUGUCACUCCAGAAGAAACAGAGCAAAAGAGUCCUUUCGAAAGUAGCUUAAAAGAUGUUUCUGAAGCAAGUUCAUCUAAGGGUACCCAGAAUGAUGUGGAAGUUUCUCAAAAUGGAGCUGCUUUUAAGCAGGGGGCAGGUUCUUUCACCGGUUCCCAAUCUACUGGAAAAGAAAAUCCUGCAAUAUCAGUGGAAGCCUUGGAGAAAAUGUUGGAAGAUCCGACAGUGCAGAAGAUGGUUUAUCCCUAUUUACCAGAGGAGAUGAGGAAUCCUACCACUUUCAAAUGGAUGCUACAAAAUCCAGAGUAUCGCAAACAGCUAGAGGACAUGCUAAAUAAUAUGGGCGGAAGCAGUGAAUGGGACAAUCGUAUGAUGGAUUCAUUGAAAAAUUUUGAUCUUAGCAGUCCUGAGGUUAAGCAGCAGUUUGACCAAAUUGGGCUUUCACCUGAGGAAGUAAUUUCAAAAAUAAUGGCCAAUCCUGAAGUUGCUAUGGCAUUUCAAAACCCAAGAGUUCAAGCAGCAAUCAUGGAUUGUUCACAGAACCCACUGAGCAUUGCAAAAUAUCAAAACGAUAAGGAGGUUAUGGAUGUUUUCAAUAAGAUAUCAGAACUCUUCCCUGGGGUGUCUGGUUCGCCUUAAUUUCUGUUCAUGGAUGCUAGUUUCUCUAGUUAAACAUGCUCACUAAGUAAGGGAAUUAGAGCUUUACCAGUCCUGCGAAACUGAACAUGCUUCUCGUUCUCAUGCCCAUGCAUAGCGUGGUAGGCUCAUUUUGCUGCCCUGUUUGGAGAUGAGUUGACACCCUUGUAGCGUAUUGGACGAACUAAAAGUUUCAUGUCCCUUAAUGUGAAAACAAAAUGUAUAUUGGUGUCCGAGACCAUCUGUCUAGCAAACUUUUUGUAAUGUUGGUGUUGGUAGCUUUGUUCAGAACUUUAUGUAGGGAAGUGUGACCAAUUCGGAAUAGAAAAUGGUAGGUUUUACAAGGUUUAUGACUGUACAACAUGUGAUGUUAUGUUUAAGGAUGAUAUUCUCAAUGGAUUCUAUUGACCGUACGUAGGAAAAUUUGAAUAAAAGAUGCAUUCGUCUUAAUGCAA